AUGAAAUUUACAAUCGUGGGGACAAUGUUCACCAGUUUGACGGCCUUCUGGUAGGACAGUCCUCGGGCAUAUUAGUAGACACUGAGUGCUUUUCAAGGUACUUUAUUUGGCAGGGCAUUAAAAAAGGCAGGUGCUGUGUACGUAAGAACAAAUUUGGCAUAUACAAGCAGUGUAGAAAGUGGACAUAUCCUGUUGAGGAACUCUUGAUCUCUUUAACUACACUAAAAAAUACAGACAUUUGAAUGCUUUCUUGAUUGCUAAUCUGCCGUUUUAUAAUAUUUUUAUAUUUUUCAUUCUUAGCUGUGUUUCUGGUUUAGGAGUUUCUUGUUUAGGUAAGUGACAACAGUUAAUGUGUUCAUUAUAUUGAGGCUGCCUAUGUUUGAGAGGGUGCCUAUAAAAUAUUGGCAUUCAAUAGCCACCCACCCAUUAGUCCAGAUUCGAAUUUGUCAUGGCUGCUGAAACCGCCUGCAAAGACUUAUUAUAUAGGGUUAGCAUUGACCUAAAGUAAUUCACAAAUACCGACAAUAAGGUGUCAAAAUUUGAGUUUAAAACAAUAGACACAAUUGUAGAAGGUCUUCUUCUGACUAGAAUUUGUGAAAUAUUUUCCUUAGGUUUGAAGAUUUUCCCUAACUAAUGAGUCUUCGGUGCUUCUUUUCAGUGGCCGUGAUGAAUUAGAAACAGGGGGGAUAAAAUUUUUAGUUUGAUUUUCAUUUUACCCGUCUUGAAAAUGUACUUGCCAAGAAAGAAAUAAUUGUAAAUUGCACUCUGAAUAUAUAUGUUGUGGUUCAAGUAUUUUUAAACCAAUUUAAAUUUUUCAAACUUAUUUGAAACUUUUAAACACACCACUCAUCCUCAUUUAUUUGUGCCUCUGCCUGUAAAAUACACUGUGUAAAAUAAACUUUUGCUUUUAAGGUGUCACACGUCACACAUUCAUAUAAUGGCCUCACAAUCUGUUUUUUUUUGGUUUCUGUCCUGUUCAGCCGCAGCUGUCUUGUUGCUGAGUCUGGAUGAAUUCAUGUCCCCCGAUCAUGUCAUCUCCAAGAUGCGACAAGUAAGAGGUCAGCGAGCCUUUCAAACAGUAAAGGUAUUAUAGCUAAAGCAAACUUGUUUUCUCUUACUGUAUUAAUUAACGCCAUAAUCAUUAGCCAACAUGCCAAAAAAUUAAACUUAACCAUUCAAUUUUUUUAUAAUGAAAGUUUCACUGAUCUAAGUCCGUGAUCAAGCAAUUUAUCGCCAAGGAUAACCCAGUGAUCUACUGAUGUCCUGUUCAGGGGAGUGGAGUGGUAACAAUCUUAGUUCUUCUUAUUACUGAAACUAGAAUAACCUCCUUUGGUCUUCGUUUACUCACUGUGCGCGUUUACCUUUUUUAGAGGGCAGGUAGUGCUUCACUGUAGGUUUUAAACUUCCCGAGGGACCUGACAUUAAGUGUUUUGUUAUAUUUCUAGACUUUCACUUCAACAGCAACAAAAGAAUAACCAGAGCGAAUCAAAACAGUUGACUCGGUAGUUAUAACGGCACAAAUUUAAUUCUCAAAACCCGCGUGAAUGAAUUAAUGAUUUACAAAUUAAAGUAUAAUUUCCUUAUAUUAUCUGCAUCUUUCUUUCUCCAUUAACUGCCGUUUUUCCUCUGGAAUAACUUUAAAAAUCGUUGCUUUUUAAACGUUUUUAGCUUGAUGCUUUCAUGUUUGUGUUGUUGUGUUCAUUUACAAAAAAAGAAAACUGGCAGUGUUUUUCCCUCCUUCUGUCAUGCCACUUUCCACCGUACUUUGAUCACGUGCUGUAAUGUAUCCCGAGCUGGGGACAUUGCUUAAUGUAUCACGACUGGGAUACAAAUGUCAUUUGAUUUUAGUCAAAGCCACGUGACCAAGAAUCAACCAAUCGCAGUCCCUGUUUAGUUGAGUGAAAGUCUAGGAAUAUGCUAUUUCACCUGUGAAGAUAUCAUAUGUUUUCGCACAAAAGCUCAGCUGGUAUUUCAUUGGUGUUUAUAUAAUAAAUGCCGAUAUCUCAAACAUUUUUAAACCUACAAGAAAAUAAAUAACAUUUUCUUAAAGUUUGACCAUGGUUUAUUAAGGAUGCCAACAAUCAUAGAAAUUGGUUAAAUCGUUCCUGCUAAAAAUGUGAUAGGUUCAGGCCACCUUAAUGACAGUGACUGAGUUUUUAGUUAAUAUAUAUUUCAAUAAAAUUUUUCAUAUUAACUUUAAAAGAGUGUUCGACUUUGGCAAGUUAUUUCUACCCCUAAAGAAUAUGGGCUUACCUCUGAAGAAUAUAGGUACUUCCCCUGAAGAAUAUGGGUACUACCCCUGAAGAAUAUGGGUACUACCCCUGAAGAAUAUAGGUACUACCCCUAAAGAAUAUGGGUACUACCCCUGAAGAACAUGGGUUUACCCCUGGAGAAUAUAGGUACUACCCCUGAAGAAUAUAGGUACUACCCCUACCCCUGAAGAAUAUGGGUGCUACCCCUUAAGAAUGUGCAUACUACCCCUGAAGAAUAUGGGNUUUAGCUUGAUGCUUUCAUGUUUGUGUUGUUGUGUUCAUUUACAAAAAAAGAAAACUGGCAGUGUUUUUCCCUCCUUCUGUCAUGCCACUUUCCACCGUACUUUGAUCACGUGCUGUAAUGUAUCCCGAGCUGGGGACAUUGCUUAAUGUAUCACGACUGGGAUACAAAUGUCAUUUGAUUUUAGUCAAAGCCACGUGACCAAGAAUCAACCAAUCGCAGUCCCUGUUUAGUUGAGUGAAAGUCUAGGAAUAUGCUAUUUCACCUGUGAAGAUAUCAUAUGUUUUCGCACAAAAGCUCAGCUGGUAUUUCAUUGGUGUUUAUAUAAUAAAUGCCGAUAUCUCAAACAUUUUUAAACCUACAAGAAAAUAAAUAACAUUUUCUUAAAGUUUGACCAUGGUUUAUUAAGGAUGCCAACAAUCAUAGAAAUUGGUUAAAUCGUUCCUGCUAAAAAUGUGAUAGGUUCAGGCCACCUUAAUGACAGUGACUGAGUUUUUAGUUAAUAUAUAUUUCAAUAAAAUUUUUCAUAUUAACUUUAAAAGAGUGUUCGACUUUGGCAAGUUAUUUCUACCCCUAAAGAAUAUGGGCUUACCUCUGAAGAAUAUAGGUACUUCCCCUGAAGAAUAUGGGUACUACCCCUGAAGAAUAUGGGUACUACCCCUGAAGAAUAUAGGUACUACCCCUAAAGAAUAUGGGUACUACCCCUGAAGAACAUGGGUUUACCCCUGGAGAAUAUAGGUACUACCCCUGAAGAAUAUAGGUACUACCCCUACCCCUGAAGAAUAUGGGUGCUACCCCUUAAGAAUGUGCAUACUACCCCUGAAGAAUAUGGGUUUACCCCUGGAGAAUAUAGGUACUACCCCUACCCCUGAAGAAUGUGCAUACUACCCCUGAAGAAUAUGGGUUUACCCCUGGAGAAUAUAGGUACUACCCCUGAAGAAUAUAGGUACUACCCCUACCCCUGAAGAAUAUGGGUACUACCCCUGAAGAAUGUGCAUACUACCCCUGAAGAAUAUGGGUUUACCCCUGGAGAAAUUCAUGAAAAUUAAAGCUUCACCCCCAAAGAAUUCUAUAUUUUUUUGCUCUACCCCUCCCCUCUACCUCAAUGUUCAUAACUUACCCCUGGAGAAUUCCAUGGUUCCUCAACCAGUGGCGUGUGGAUAUUAAAUGCAAAAUUCAAAGCCCUAAACUAUUUUACUCAGAAAGCUGACAUUCCAGUGUCCUUUUAAGAGUCAAAACUGGAUAUUUCGCUCGUGUUACUCUCCACAAAGUUCCACAAAUGUUAGAUCGAGCUUUAUAGAAGCUGCUGGGCUUGUGAAAAAGCUCAGUCUUGGCAAAAGGUGUCUCAUGCUUAAGCUUUCUUCGAAAAACAAGUCACGCCAGUUUGUUGCCCUUAUAGCAACCUCAUUCCUAGUACCCCUCCCGCUCCACAGGGACAGAGAGGACCCUGGGAACGAGGUUAGCUUUACAAGGGAGUUUUAGCCCCGUGUUUGCACGUGACGUCACGGCGGCCAUGUUGGUGGUCAAGAACAAAAGCAUUUUUCUCCUCUGGGAACUAAACUCUAUUUUCAUGUAAAUUCUUCGAGGAAAUAUUCUUUUGUUUUGACCCCCAACAUGGCCGCCUUGUCACGUGGUUGCAAACCAAGAAUUGAGGGAAGCCCUGUCUCUAAUGUUGUCUUUCCUACCUUCAGCAAUACAAUUUUGUCCAUGAAUUCCGCGAUAUGUAUAAAGCUUAUCAAGAUGAGCAAAGAAACUCCACAGAAGUGGCAGCUCCAAGAUCGCUUUCGAGAUGA
Porites evermanni is the source of this 4286-nucleotide messenger RNA. The record is from the annotation of a GenBank genome assembly. Lineage: Eukaryota; Metazoa; Cnidaria; Anthozoa; Scleractinia; Poritidae.